Messenger RNA from Diachasmimorpha longicaudata, 1212 nucleotides. RefSeq names its product V-type proton ATPase 21 kDa proteolipid subunit c'' (gene VhaPPA1-1). Gene Ontology annotation, molecular function: proton-transporting ATPase activity, rotational mechanism. NCBI's taxonomy places the organism in Eukaryota, Metazoa, Arthropoda, Insecta, Hymenoptera, Braconidae. Gene Ontology annotation, biological process: proton transmembrane transport. Gene Ontology annotation, cellular component: membrane; proton-transporting V-type ATPase, V0 domain. The record is from RefSeq and is a predicted model, not a curated record. The transcript is spliced from 5 exons. Bases 61 to 687 code for a protein of 208 amino acids.
GUUUAGGCUAGUCGGCUGCUGGAGGUUUUGAUCGUCUAGGAUUAAUUCAUCGAACUCAAGAUGCGAUACAUACUAGGAGCAUCGUUCGUCGGCACGUCUGUUGCAACGAUAACAAUAUUGACCCUGUAUCAUGUAUUCACCGGGAAAGGUGAAAGAGUCAGCGUCGCUUGGUUCUUGGAAGAAACGAGCCCCUAUAUGUGGACUUCCUUGGGUAUUGGAUUAGCUGUGGCUCUGUCUGUCGUGGGAGCUGCUUUAGGCAUUCAUACGACAGGAACAUCAAUUGUGGGUGGUGGUGUCAAGGCACCUCGCAUCAAAACCAAAAAUUUGAUCUCCGUCAUUUUUUGUGAGGCUGUUGCCAUUUAUGGACUCAUCACUGCGAUUGUACUCUCCCAAGGACUUGAGGACUUCUCCUGGCAGAAAGCAAUGGAUGAUCCUGAUAUAAGAGGCCACAAUUGGCUGUCUGGAUAUUUGAUGUUCGGUGCUGGUUUAGCAGUUGGCCUUGUCAAUCUUUUCUGUGGUAUAGCUGUAGGAAUCGUUGGGUCAGGAGCUGCACUCUCUGAUGCUGCCAAUUCAACCUUAUUCGUUAAAAUUCUUAUUGUGGAAAUUUUCGGCUCUGCAAUCGGCCUGUUUGGUCUGAUCGUCGGUAUUUAUAUGACUUCAAGAGUCAAAAUGGGCAACAAACCUUAAAUAUGUACGAGAAAAAAUGAAGGAGUUUAAUUCAUCUCAUCAAGUAGCUGAACUAGACUUGAUGCAUCACAUGAGUGUAACUACCAAAUAAAUCACAGAACGUUGAAAAGAAUAUUCCCUCUCACACUGAAUGAUGAAUUCCAAUGUCAGAAUGUCCAGAAUUGUUUCGCUAUUGUAUAGUCACAUGUUUUGCUCCAGUACUCUAACACUGAUGUAAAAAACGUUUGUUUGAACAAUUAUCAAUCAUAUUAUUGAUGUUUAGUUCUUAGAAUCAUUCGUACCUUGCAUACUUAUAUCAUCUUUCUGAGUCUUCUAUUCCCUUAUAAUGUAUUAAUAAUAAAUUAAUUGAAAAAAUUUCACAGAUUUCCGUCUCCAAAUAUACAUUGCACAAUUUGCGUUGGAGACUGACUAUGUAGAAAAAAAGGUCAUGCAUCGUAUGAGUUUAAUGUUAUGAAGAUAAUUGUAUAAGUAGACGCCGCUCAAUAAGACGGAAAUACAGAAAUAUAUAAUAAGUUAUCGAAAUUG